This is a messenger RNA of Cyclopterus lumpus (lumpfish), 2223 nucleotides long. It is a transcript of the gene clk4a, whose product is annotated as CDC-like kinase 4a. The transcript has 13 exons. Gene Ontology annotation, molecular function: ATP binding; protein tyrosine kinase activity. Lineage: Eukaryota; Metazoa; Chordata; Actinopteri; Perciformes; Cyclopteridae. The record is from RefSeq and is a predicted model, not a curated record. Gene Ontology annotation, biological process: regulation of RNA splicing; protein phosphorylation. Bases 172 to 1683 code for a protein of 503 amino acids. Gene Ontology annotation, cellular component: nucleus.
GCGUUAUUGUGAUGGCGUCACGGAACAACCUUCCGGCGGAUUCUAGACAUUUUAGGGAGGGUCGCCAUCUUUGAAGACGAGUAGUCGGAGGCAUUUUGUUUUUCUUUGUUCAUACUUAACGUGAUAUCAUAACCGAUAAACCUACGUUUCCGAAUCUCUUGUUCACACCAGAUGCGCCACUCGAAACGAAUGCGCUCCCCAGGUGUCUGGCUUGAUGAGUACAGCUGGGAAGAGAGAAUGGAGUGUCGUAAAAGAAAGAAACAAGAUUCGCACAGCAGCGAAAGGGAAAAUAAGUCCAGAAGAACUCACCUUCAACAGAAGAUGGGUGAUGGGCACUAUUUGGAGACCCGCAGUUUGAACCAGGGCCUGGACUCUCGGGACGGAACCACCCAGAAGCACAGUUUGGGCAUGGCGUGUGAGGAAGUCAGCCGUGAAGGCACAUGCAAGGACAGAGACUGGCACCACUACAGCAAGUCAUCUGGGCGCAGUGGACGCAGCAGGCGAAGCAGCCGCAGGCAGAGAGACAGAAGACGCAGACGUAGCCACUCUCGCCACAGGUCCUCCUCGAGGAGGAGCCAACAGCGCAGGAGCAGGAAAAGAUCCAGGAGUGUUGAGGAUGAUGGCGAGGGUCACCUCAUCUAUCACAGUGGAGACAUGCUGAGAGCGAGAUAUGAGAUUGUGAGUACUCUAGGAGAAGGUGCCUUUGGGAAGGUAGUCGAAUGCAUUGAUCACUCUAAUGAUGGAGCUCGAGUGGCUCUGAAGAUCAUUAAAAACAUAGGCCGCUACCGUGAGGCAGCUAUGUCUGAGGUAGAGGUGCUUGAACAGUUGAAGUCUCUUGACUCUGAUAAGAGAUAUGCUUGUGUACACAUACUGGACUGGUUUGACUACCACGGCCACAUUUGUAUUGCCUUUGAACUGCUUGGCCUCAGCACCUAUGAUUUCCUCAAGGAAAACAAUUUCCAGCCAUUCCCCAUAGAACACAUCAGGAACAUGGCAUACCAGAUCAUCCGGGCUGUGCGAUUUCUGCAUAACAACAAGCUGACUCACACAGACCUGAAGCCUGAGAAUAUUCUCUUCAUUGAUUCAGAGUAUCUAAUGGAGUACAACCCUGAACUGAAACGAGAUGAACGCACAUUGAAGAACCCCGAUGUGAAAAUUGUGGAUUUUGGUAACGCCACAUAUGAACACGAGCACCACACCUCUGUGGUGUCGACCCGUCACUACCGUGCUCCUGAAGUCAUUUUAGAUCUGGGCUGGGGCCAUGCCUGUGAUGUCUGGAGUGUCGGCUGCAUACUCAUUGAGUACUACCUUGGAUCUACUCUCUUCCAGACCCAUGACAGCAAAGAGCACCUUGCUAUGAUGGAGAGAGUCCUGGGCCCCCUCCCCACAAACCUCCUGCAGAAAACCAAAAAAAGGCGGUUUGUUCACCGGUCCAAGCUUGACUGGGAUGUCCACGGCUCUUCUGGGAGAUAUGUCAAGAAACACUGCAAACCCCUCAAGCAAUACAUGCUGUCUAAGGGCGAAGACCACGAGCAGCUGUUUGACCUAAUUGAGAAGAUGAUGGAGUAUGAUCCAGCCAAGCGCCUCAGUCUGGAGCAGGCCCUCCAUCACCCCUUCUUCUCCUGCUACCGCAAGAGCAGCAGCAAAAGCACCAGCAGCAGGAGUAGCAGCAAAAAAGACUGAACUCUGAAACCUGUCGACCUCUGUAUUGUGACCCUGAUCAGGGUCUGACCUGCCUCUGCAUCCCGACUCUCCAGGAGAGGAGUACCUUAACUGACUGUAUCAGUCCACUGCCCUGCUUUGCUGUGUCCUGUCCUGAGCCAACUGUGCUUCUGAUCAGUCUUUCACUCAACAAGUUAUGUUGUCAUCUGUAGCAUGUUUUGAUGUAAUGAAUCCUCCAAUUUAUUUCUAUUUAUUUACCGUUGUAAUUUAAUUUGUACCACUGAAGCAGAUAAUGGUAAAGCUGUUUUUUUAAUUCAUGAGAAGUCCAAUUGUGUCCAUGUUCCUUCUCUGCAUUGUCACGGUGGUGAAAGGGAAUGUUAUUGCCUUACCUGCAUCAGUCUCUCAAAUAAUAAUUUAUUCAGCACUGAAGAGGGGGGAAAAAAGCGGGCAGAAAAUCUUUGUACAUAAAAUGUGUUCAGAUGUUUCCUUUUUCACUCAGUGGUUGUGUAACUUUUGCAGUAUAAUGUUCAUUUUCUCAAUAAACGUAAAUAGACAACAGAA